GUGAUGAUGCUGUUGUGUUGUGGCUGGUGAUGAUGCUGUUGUUGUUGUGUUUUCAGCUGGGUGCAGAGCUUUGGUCAUGAGGGGCUGGGCCUGCUGUUGGACACUCUGGAGAAACUGCUGCUCAAGAAACACCAGGACAAGGUGGACAAACGGAGCCAACACAAAAUCAUUCAGUGCCUCAAAGCCUUCAUGAACAACAAGUAUGGCCUGGACCGUAUCCUGGGUGAGGAGAAGAGUCUGACGCUGCUGGCUCGAGCCAUCGACCCCGGCCAGCCUGCCAUGAUGACAGACGUGGUGAAGCUGCUGUCGGCCAUCUGCAUCGUGGGCGAGGAGAACACUCUGGAGAAGGUGCUUGAAGCCAUGGGCACAGCAGGGGAACAGGGAGCCAUGGAGAGGUUCAGCCCCGUGGUCCAGGGCCUCCGCCAACGCUCCCUUCAAUUACAAGUGGCCUGCAUGCAGCUCAUCAACGCUCUGGUCACCUCUCCUGAUGAGCUGGACUUCAGGCUGCACAUCAGGAACGAGUUCAUGCGCUGCGGCCUCAAAGAGAUACUGCCGAGCUUGUCAGUCACCAGGAGCGAGGCCCUGGACAUCCAGCUGAAGGUGUUUGAGGAGCACAAGGAAGAGGACCUGCUGGAGUUCUCUCACCGGCUGGAGGACAUCCGAGCAGAGAUGGA
Messenger RNA from Osmerus eperlanus (European smelt), 674 nucleotides. RefSeq names its product protein diaphanous homolog 3-like. Gene Ontology annotation, cellular component: actin filament. The transcript has 6 exons. The record is from RefSeq and is a predicted model, not a curated record. The annotation marks the transcript as partial. Gene Ontology annotation, biological process: actin filament polymerization; actin cytoskeleton organization. Gene Ontology annotation, molecular function: actin binding; small GTPase binding. NCBI's taxonomy places the organism in Eukaryota, Metazoa, Chordata, Actinopteri, Osmeriformes, Osmeridae.